AUGGGUGACUGCGGGCCAGCUGUCCCAUCCAUCCACACUCAACUUGCGGGGCAUCCUUCACUAUCUUCUGUGGACUCGGAUGAUAUCAACAUUCUGGUCACUGGGUUUGGUCCGUUCAAGACUAACCUCGUCAAUGCCUCGUACUUGAUCGCCUCAUCCCUUCCUCCUUCCUUCGCCUUUACUGUUCCACAAAGUUCAUCCGCGUCCCCAGAGGGACCCACUACGACUCAUCGAGUAUUCAUCCAUGUCCAUCCGAACCCUAUCCCCGUCGCUUAUUCGACGGUCCAAUCAACCGUCCCUUCCAUAGUCGAUGAUUAUGCCAAAACACACGGCGGUCGACGACCAGAUAUUGUCAUACACAUGGGCAUUGCAGCAACAAGACAAUACUAUUCCGUCGAGACAAGGGCACACCGAGACUCGUAUCUCAUGUCAGAUAUCGAAGGGCGCUCGGGUUACGAAGCUGGAGAGAAACGAUGGAGAGAGCUUGACCUGCCUCCUGUGCUGCAGGCGGGCAGAUCCGCCGAUCCCCUAUCUAUCUCGGACAUUGCAGAAAAAACACAUGAUCGAGAGGUAACUCCAUCGUCGCAAGCUGUACGGUCUUCCUGGAAUCCACAUCCACCGAACGACAAACUCCUCAAUGUAUGGAAGUCAUUUGCUCCGGGGCCCGACGUCCGGCUCUCAGAAGAUGCGGGACGUUAUCUCUGCGAAUUCAUCUUCUACACCAGUCUGGCGCAUGCCUUUAAACAGGGCCAGGACCGGAAUGUGGUGUUCUUGCAUGUCCCUGGUGGCUAUAAUGAUCAAGCUGUCCAGACCGGGCGAGAGGUUACCAUUGCAUUAAUCAAGGCUCUGAUCGCAUGCUGGGCGGACAGGAAGAUGUAA
This is a messenger RNA of Aspergillus fischeri NRRL 181, 879 nucleotides long. RefSeq names its product putative pyroglutamyl peptidase type I. Bases 1 to 879 code for a protein of 292 amino acids. Gene Ontology annotation, biological process: proteolysis. The record is from RefSeq and is a predicted model, not a curated record. The transcript has 2 exons. NCBI's taxonomy places the organism in Eukaryota, Fungi, Ascomycota, Eurotiomycetes, Eurotiales, Aspergillaceae.